UGCAUUGCCAAUUGCGCAAAUCAAUAGGUCUGAGCUCCGGUCAGUUGGAAUUACGUACCAAGGAUGUCGAACGUUCUGAACACGAUCCUUGCCGUGGACAAGGAGCAGGAGCUGCUGCAGAGCUUCAUUCGCACCGGCGCUGCGGCGGAGGAAGAGUCGCUCGAAGAGGGCAAUCGCCGGUCCAAGGGUCGUUCCCACAAGACUCCAAUCUGGGAGCGGCGAGACUCCACUGAGCGCGGUGGUCGGAACAAGGACGGCAAGAGCGGGGGCGGAGAUGACGGAGCCGGAGGAGGUGCUGGAGGCGAUGGUGGGGGCGGCAAGCGGGGCAACCGCAUAGAGGCCGAGCUGCGGGCCGCCCGGAAGCGGAUAGAGGAGCAGAUAGCGAAAAAGAAGAAGCCCAAGGAGAACUUUGUGGACUUCUACACUGACAAGGAUCGGGCGGCGGCCGUUAGUGCCGGAGCCUUCGACAUCAAGCAAAGUCUGCAGAUCAAGCAGAAGCAGGACCGGAACGAGGCGCUGCUUAUUCCGGACGAGGCUGACAUCAGUUCCGUCAUCGCUCUGGGUCUCAAGGAGAUCAAGAACGCCAAUCCGGAGAACGCGAUACAUUUCUUCUGCAAGGCCUUGGAACUGAAUGCCACGGACAUCAAUGCUCUCAUCUCACGGAGCAAGUGCUACCUGCUGCUGGGCGAAGCCUCCAAGGCUCUCCAGGAUGCGGAAACAGCGCUAGGCGAGGAGAAGAACAACAUCCGAGCCAUCUACCAGAAGGCCGAGUCGCUCUACUAUCUCGGGCAGUUCGAACAGAGUCUCAUGUUCUUCCACCGGGGACUCCGUGCCCGUCCGGAGCUGGCCUCCUUCCGUCUGGGCGUCCAAAAGACCCAGGAGGCCAUUGAGAACACCAUUGGAACGAAGCCUGCCCCGGUGGCGGGGGCAGCCUCUGCUUCGGGCCAGAAGAGCGGCAAGACACGGCGGUCUGAGGAGGAUACACCGAAGUCCCAGGCCGCUCCGGCCACCGGAAGCAGCGCCAGGACACGCCAGAAGCCAAGUCGAGCGGAUUUGGAGCGUCGCAACGCCCGGAAGCUUCUGGGCGAGCUCUGCGUAGACAAGGAGUACCUAGAGAAGCUGCUGCUCCAUCCGGACCUGGUGCGGGCGGACACCCACACCGAGAGCAUAUCCACCUAUGCCCGCGAGGCCGUGGAGUUCCUCAACAAGAGGCAGGAGUUCUGGCGCCAGCAAAGACCCUGCACGGCGUUGCCCAACCACAAGAACCUGCCCCAGGAUGCUCUGCCCAAGUGGUUCUAGAGGAUUACCCUCUUCCACACACACCAUACACACCUGUUGAUGUUUUCCGUAAAGCUAUUAAACUGUUGCCCCAAUAACCAGAUCC
Messenger RNA from Drosophila bipectinata, 1384 nucleotides. RefSeq names its product outer dynein arm-docking complex subunit 4. Gene Ontology annotation, molecular function: protein binding. Gene Ontology annotation, cellular component: cytoplasm. NCBI's taxonomy places the organism in Eukaryota, Metazoa, Arthropoda, Insecta, Diptera, Drosophilidae. The record is from RefSeq and is a predicted model, not a curated record.